GCUGGUCUUCUUCCCGUCACUUCCUCGUCCUCGGAAGUCUGGCCCAUCGACUGCAUUGCUUUUUCUUCGUCCCUCCGAAAUCUCCUUGAUGUGCGAAGCCGGAGUUUUCCUUCCUUGUGCGAGUGUUCCACGCGCCCUUUCUGUCUGCAUGAGAGGAGACUCCGAGGUACGGCUCGACGGGUUUCCUAUUCGUCCACAACACAAGGGCGGGCGAGUUGCCUAAGCUACACAAAAACAAAGCCAAACAUCGUAAGAGUUACAUUGUGCUUUUCCGAAUCGGUUGCUUGAUGGAUGAUGAGAAGGUGGUGGAGUUAUCUGCACCAUUAGGACACUUAGCAGCUAUUGAAUUUCAGAUUUUGACAGAUGAUGACAUGAGAAAGUUUGCUGUUAUGGAAGUUAAGGAUGCAAAUGAUGUAUGUGAUCCUAAGUUGGGCAUACCAAAUCCUUCCUCUAGCCCAUGCACAACAUGUGGCUCAGCUAACAUCAAAUUUUGUGAUGGACAUUAUGGAUUUAUUGGAUUGCCUAUCCCCAUCUAUCAUCCAGCCUUACUUCACGAAAUAGUGCAGAUUCUCAAUAAGAUUUGUCCUGGUUGUAAGUCACUGAGGAGGAGGAAAGUCAACUCUCGUGGUAUUUUGGGAUUUCAAGAAGACUCAGCAGAAAGAGAAGUUGAAAAAUCUAGUGGACAAGACUGUAAAUACUGUGACAGACGAGGUUACCUUAAGCAGUUGUAUCCACUUCCUAAAUUCAAGUUUACUGCAAAGGACAUAAAUGGAAGGAAAUGUAUGGGCAUAAUGAUGGAAGCCAAAGGUGGGAUGCUGGCUGAUGAUUAUUGGGAUUUUGUCAAGGCAGAUUCGACCUUAGAGGUUCAUAACAAGAACAUUGUUGGAAGGUUUCUUUCUCCUUAUCAGGCCUUUUGUUUAUUGAGAGUCCUAGAUCCAGCAUUCGUGCACAAAUAUGUUCAAAGGCGAGAAUCUCUUCUUAUAUCAUCUAUUCCCAUUACUCCAAAUCGUCAUCGUGUAGUGGAGGUGAACUCAUAUCUUGCUGGAUCAGCAUUGAUGACUGAUGAACACUCAAAGAUCUAUAGGAGGCUAGUUAGUGGCUUCAGCUCAGCUCACUCAAAAGAAGAUGUAGCGUGUACUGUAGGAAAUUUGGCAUUAGAUUGCUUCAAUGCAUGCAAGUUAAGAACAAGAACAUCUCAAAUCUCAGAGUCUGGUGGCUGCAAUACAGGGUUGAGGUGGAUGAAGGAUGUUAUUCUUGGCAAACGUUCAGAUUUUGCUUUUCGUAUGACUGUGGUUGGUGAUCCAAACCUCUGCCUAGGUGAAAUUGGGGUUCCAAUUGAGAUAGCUCAGAAGCUUGUCAUUCCUUUGCAUCUUAAUUUAAUUAACUGGAAACUUGUGAAGGCAUGUGUUGAAUCUUGCAUCCAUCAAAAGGCUAUCUAUAUUCGAAGAGAAGGUUCUCUGGUUUCAGUGAAUAGUAUGAGCCAACUUGAAAUAGGUGAUGUUGUGUACAGAAGUAUCAAAGAUGGGGACAUGGUAUUGGUGAACAGACCUCCAUCUGUACAUCAACAUUCUCUCAUUGCAUUUGUGGUACGGGUGCUUCCUUUGAAGUCUGUAGUUUCAAUUAACCCACUGUGUUGCAGACCUUUCUUUGGGGAUUUUGAUGGAGAUUGUUUUCAUGGAUUUGUUCCCCAGUCAGUUAAUGCAAGGGUGGAAUUACAGGAACUAAUGGCAUUGGAUAGGCAGUUGUUAAAUGGGCAAAAUGGUCAAACAAUUGUUUCCUUGAGUCAUGAUAGUCUGACUGCAGCACACAUCGUAACCAAAGGUCAAACCUUGUUUAAUAAGGUUCAAAUUCAGCAGCUGAGCAUGUUCUGUCAUGGACCAUUGCAAGAGCCAGCAAUUGUUAAGGCACCACUACUGAAUGGCUCUUGUUGGACGGGUGAGCAGUUCUUUAGUAUGCUACUGCCACAACAUUUUGACUACUGUAAUGAUAGAAAUGGUGUUCUAAUCUCCAGUGGCGAACUUUUGGUAUGUUCACAAGAUUCUGGCUGGCUUCAUAAUUCUAGUAGUAGCAUUAUUUCGUUUUUGUCCAAGCAUGGACCUUCUGUCGUCCUUGACUAUCUUUUUCAUGCUCAAAGGGCUCUUUCUGAGUGGAUAUCAGAUGAUGGAUUAAGUGUUUCUCUAUUAGACAUGUAUUUAUCUCGUACUGCAGCUUCAAGGAUUAAGAUGAUGGAAGAAGUAAGUUGUGGACUUGAUGAUGCUGAAUGUCUAUCUUCUACUACGCAUUUGAUGAUGAAGGCAGAAAGGGAAUUUCAUACGUCAAAUGCUGAUAUCAAACACAAACCAUUUGCUAAAGCUGCUAAUCAUGAAAGGAAUCUCCCUAGGCUGGGAUGUGAUUUGGGAGAUGCCUUCAAGAGAAUGUAUCCUGAUAUCAUAAAUGUAAUCCUUGAACAUAUUGAUAAGGAUAACUCCAUGUUGACGAUGAUAGGAGCUGGUAGCACUGGGAAUAUUCAGAAACUUGUGCAGCAAGGUGCAUGUCUCGGCUUACAAUCACUAAGGGAUGCUUCUUCAUUUAAGAUCCGGUCUGGGCUUCCAGACUCUCAGUUGAGUCAGUCGAAGGCUUCUCAGAUGCAUCCAUGUGUUGAAACAAAUAUUGAGUGCAGUCAAGAACGUUCAUCCUUUGCUGUUGUUAGAAGCUCAUUUUUGACUGGUUUAAGCCCUUUGGACUGCCUUGUGCAUUCAUCAUCUAUUCGUGGUGCCAGUUUCAGUGAUAAUGCUGAUGUUCCGGGGACCCUAGUUAGGAAACUGAUGUUUUACAUGCGAGACCUACUUGUUUGUUAUGAUGGAACAGUUAGGAGUGUGUAUGGUAACCAGAUUAUACAAUUUUCCUACAAAAAUUGUGAGCGUAUACAAUACGAGAAUGAUAGGGCAUGUUACAUGGCAAAAUAUUCCAAUUCUUCAAUUGUGUCACCCACUAAUGAAAUCAGUAGAUGUGCAAAUAAUGGAAUUGGUGGUCAUCCUGUUGGUGUGUUGGCUACCUGCUCAAUUUCAGAAGCUCUAUAUGGUGCUUUGGAUCAUCCAACCUGUUCAAGCAGUUCCCCUCUGCUAAUGUUCAAGGAGGCAUUGGAAUGUGGGAGCAAAAGCACAGGGACAAGUUCAACUGCAUCACUUUACCUAUCGGAAGAACUUGGACAAUGGAAAUAUGGUUACGAGUAUGGUGCAAUGGAGAUCAAAAGACAUCUUGAAAGAGUUAUUCUUUCUGAUGUUGUUGACAACAUCCUUGUUUUGUACUGUAAAGAUGUCGACACAAUCUUUGCCAAGGAAAAACAUAGUCCCUGGAUCAUUCAUCUGCAUCUGAAUGAGGAGGGACUGCGAAGAAGGGCUUUGACUGUUGGGUUUAUUGUUAAGGCACUUUGCACAGGAUAUGACACGUCCAGGCGAAGAGCAAAGACUGUCCUUCCUGAUUUGCAUAUGUCUGCAAGCAAUGCUUCUUUAUGUGAUAGCUCGGAUAACUAUGGCCAUAUGUGCUGCAUCAUGGUUGCUGAAGUCUGUUCUCAAAAUGAUAUUGCUGCUGUGCAUGACAGUUCCCACCAUUUGAAUGUUGUGAAGGCUUCGGUUAUUCCAGUACUUCUACAGACAACUAUUAGAGGAUCAUCACAGUUUAAGAAUGUGGAUAUUUUGUGGAAGGAUGGCAGCAAGAAGCCAGGGUUUCGGAAGUCUGGCAAACUUUAUCUGAGGGUUGUAUCUGACAACUGCCGUCCAAAGAAAUUAUGGAGUUCCCUUCAAGAAGCAUGUUCUGCCUUUACUGAUUUGAUUGACUGGGGACGCAGUCAACCAGAUAGUGUUGCUGAUGUUUUCCAUGGAUUUGGUGUAGAUGCUGCAUGGAACUGUUUUGUUAAUAAUAUGAAAUCUGUUUUCUGUGACUUGGGGAAGACCAUCCAUGAGGAGCAUCUAGUUGUUACAGCCGACUGUCUUUCAGUUACUGGAGAGUUUCAUGGGUUAAAUGUCCAAGGAAUUAAACAGCAAAGAAAUCAAAUGUCCAUUUCCUCUCCCUUUUCACAAGCCUGUUUUUCUAAACCCCUUCAAUGGUUCACAAAGGCAGCUAAGAAAGGGAUGGUGGAUGACCUUUCUGGGGCUUUGGAUGCUGUUUCAUGGGGAAAAGAUCCUGCAAGUGGGACAAGGGGUAGUUUUGAAAUCCUGCAUUCAGAUAAGGUUGAUGUUUCAGCAGGGUCUGGCAAUAUCUAUGCAAUACUCUGUAACUCGCUGCCAAAUUCCUGUAAAAGCUCAACACCAACGCCAAAACUCCAUGUGACAUCAAAAUCUAUGUCUAUGUCUGGUGAUCUAACAUUUGAAGAAAAUCAUAAAUUAAAAUACAAAGCGCUUUCUGCUUUGAGAAAGUUAGAUCACUGGGACCUUUCAGUGGAAUUGUACAACAAAUUGAAGUGCAUGUUGAAAAAAUACCAAAAAAUGGAAAGCAUACCUGACCAGGACAAGGCCAUUGUGUUGGAAGCCCUGUCGUAUCACCCUAGAGAAAGAGAAAAAGUGGGAUGUGGAGUUCAAGAUAUCAAGGUCGGGUCCAGUAUGGAAUUUCCGCAGUCUUGCUGUUUUGUGCUGGUAAGAACAGAUGGUACGGAGGAGGAUUUUUCGUACCUCAAGUGUGUUUCUGGUUUUGUUGGCUGCAUUUCACCUGCAAUCCGAGAUGAGUUUGAGAGGAGGUACUGUUGGAAAAAGACUUAGGCGAGCAUGCUACCGUAUGCAUUGCUGGUGUGCAAUUUGUUCGUGCCAAGUUGAGUGGUUCACAGGCCAGGGGAACGGCUCAUUAUGGAAUUUGAGUAGGAGCUCUUGAUUAAGAUGAUGUGGGUACCAUCUCCAGCUUUUGUGUUGGAUUACAAGUCAGUGAUAUUAACUUCUGCCAGAGAGAGCCUUGUACAUAACAUUCUCAUUCAGAUUGCUACGGGAUCUUGUACAUAGAGAACCCAAUGGCCAAAUUCUGCAAGCCGCCUUGAUUUACUGGAGAAGCAAUGUGUAUAUUCUCUCCUCCAGCUUUACCAAUUUUGUCCCUUCAAGAGGGGAAAAGAGAAAACUAUACCUCCUUUGGGCAUUAAUUUUUUUGUAAACAAUCUCAUCAUAUACGCAAUAAAAAUUCACAAUUCUUCAAGUAUGUGACAGUUUUUCUUUUGGAUUGAGAAGCCUAAUAAAGCUCAUUUCAGUCUGUAUUCUUUAA
Molecule: messenger RNA, 5220 nt
Organism: Nymphaea colorata (pocket water lily)
Lineage: Eukaryota; Viridiplantae; Streptophyta; Magnoliopsida; Nymphaeales; Nymphaeaceae
Product: DNA-directed RNA polymerase IV subunit 1
Exons: 19
Coding region: 288-4733 (1481 amino acids)
Biological process (GO): DNA-templated transcription
Cellular component (GO): RNA polymerase II, core complex
Molecular function (GO): DNA binding
Source: RefSeq, a predicted model, not a curated record